This is a messenger RNA of Tremella mesenterica DSM 1558, 2151 nucleotides long. RefSeq lists its product as uncharacterized. Gene Ontology annotation, biological process: ribosomal large subunit biogenesis. Bases 1 to 2151 code for a protein of 716 amino acids. The transcript has 7 exons. Gene Ontology annotation, cellular component: Noc1p-Noc2p complex; nucleolus; Noc2p-Noc3p complex. The record is from RefSeq and is a predicted model, not a curated record. Lineage: Eukaryota; Fungi; Basidiomycota; Tremellomycetes; Tremellales; Tremellaceae.
AUGGGCAAGACCACUAAGCAAUUCAAGAAAUUCGCUUCAUCUGGCAAACUGAAAGAUACCAUCAGGGCUAGACGUCAGCACCAACAGAUCCGUCAGAAAACCGAAACUCGUAUCGCUCAUCGAGCUAAACAACGAGGUGCUCCUCGGGCUGAACAUGGUGAAGGUUCCGAUGAAGAAGGUGAUGAACGGGAUUCUCGGGCCAUACAAAGAGGUGGAAGAGCAGGAGGGAUAGACAAGACUUUAGAUGAGGUAUUUGAAGGAGGUUUAGAAGUUGAUGAAGAAGGUUCAGAACUUGAAGAGUUGAGUGACGAGGAGGACGAUGAUGAUGAGGAGGAGGAGGAGGAAGAGGAGGGGGGACAAGAUGGAGGGAUGUUGGAUGAGAAAGAGAUGGAGAAAGCUAUGAAAGAUUUGGAAAAGAAAGAUCCAGAGUUUUAUAAGUAUUUGAGAGAAAACGAUUCAGAAUUGUUAGAGUUCAAAAAGGGCAAAGAGAAGGAUGAUGAGAUGUUGGAUGAAGACGAGGACGAAGAUGCCGGUGAGGAUGAUGAUGAUGUGGCUGAUGAUGAUGAGAUGGAGGUGGAAGAAGGGAGGAAGAAAAUCAGUGUGACUAUGAAAAUGCUUAGACAAUGGCAAGAAGCUAUGUUGAAACAACACUCGAUAAGGAGCUUGAAAAGCACUUUACUCGCUUUCCGAGCAGCGGCACAUAUGAACGAAGACGAUGCCGAUCAAGGUAGUGGGAGAGAUACCAAAUAUUCCAUCGAUAGUGCUGCUGUAUUCAAUAAACUCGUCAUUACCGCGUUGAAGUUCACACCCGUCGUACUCGCUCAUCAUAUGCCUUACAAGGCACUUCCUAACGGACGAUUUAAACUCCACCAAGCGAAGAAAUCCGCUCAACCUCUUAACAGACUUGUGUUAUCCCAUCUAUCCACCCUCCUUCAUCUCAUUAAAUCACUCCCUUCUUCCUCUACGGAAGACUCCGGUCUUGUGCUCACCGCUAUUGGGGAAAGCAGCAAGUUGUUGCCUUGGAUCCUUGGAGCGAGAAAACAUGUCAGGGCGUAUCUCAAGGUGAUGCUCGAUCUUUGGAGUAGCGCAGGUGAUGAAGUUAGGAUCGCGUCUUUUUUGGCAGUUAGGAGAUUGUUCGUCGCUGGAGAUGAAGGGAUUAAGGAUUUGUGUUUGAAAAACACAUACCGUUCCCUUCUUCCCCCUUUACGCAACACCACCCCUCACACACUUCCCUCUAUCAACUUGAUGAAAAACACCGCCGCUUCAUUGUACCAAAUCUCCCCCGCUCAAUCUUACACUCACGCAUUCGGUGCCAUCCGUAUGCUAGCUGUUCACCUCCGGAAUGUCGUCCGAGCUUCUACUUCAGGUAAGGCAGGAGAGAAUCAAGAAGCUUUUAGAUCGGUAUAUAAUUGGCAAUAUGUUCAUUGUUUAGAUUUUUGGAGUUUGGUUCUGGGAGCUGCUUGUGCUAAGGGUGUAGAAGGGGAAGAAUUGAAACCUUUGAUUUAUCCUUUGGUCCAAAUUGCGUUAGGCGUUGUUCGUCUUCUGCCUUCUUCACGUUACUUCCCCCUUCGAUUCCACAUCCUCCAUUCCCUAAUCUCCCUCUCCCGUAAAACAUCCACAUACAUACCCCUCUCCCCUUUCCUUCUUGAAAUACUAUCUUCUUCCGAAUUCCAUUCUCAUCCGAAAUCAUCCUCCCUCAAACCCCUGGAUCUAGAAUAUAUAAUCCGUGCUCCAGCUCAAUAUCCAAAGACUAAGAUAUAUCAAGAAUGUCUAUCUGAAGAAUUGAUCUUUCUCUUAGCUGAUCAUCUCUCUUCUUUCUCUACCCACGUCGCUUUCCCAGAAUUAUCUCUACCGGUAGUGAUGACCCUUCGAAAACAUUUGAAGAAAGGUACUGCCGGAGGAGCCAAGUCUCAGAAUUUGAUAAAAGGUCUAGUGGAAAGAAUUGAAGAGACUAGAAAAUGGGUAGAAGGUAAGAGAAGGAAUGUGGGUUUCGCACCUAAAGAUCUUGGGGAAGUUAGGAGGUUUUUGGGUGAUACAGAAGAGGAUAAGACACCUUUAGGAGGAUGGAUGAGGGUACAGAGGAAGAUGAGGGAUAAAAGGAGGUUAGAGGUUGAACGUGCUUUGAGGGAAGAAGGUGAUGAGUCAGAGUAA